AUGGCAAGCUUGAACAUCAAUGUCGAAUUCAGUGGUGGUAUGGAACUGCUCUUUGACAACGUGCGUAAGCACACUAUCUCCCUGCCUGCUCAGACUGAAGGAGGACAACCAGCCAAGUUACAAGAUUUGAUUUUCCAUAUCCGUGACAAGAUGAUGACAGAGAAAAAGGAUCUAUUUGUGGAUGGUGAUACUGUGCGACCUGGUAUCCUUGUGCUUGUCAACAAUGUCGAUUGGGAACUCUGCGACGAGCUCGAAUAUGAACUUCAGGAUAAGGAUGAGAUUGUCUUUAUCAGCACUCUUCAUGGUGGAUAG
Messenger RNA from Lichtheimia ornata, 312 nucleotides. RefSeq lists its product as uncharacterized. Bases 1 to 312 code for a protein of 103 amino acids. Gene Ontology annotation, cellular component: cytoplasm; nucleus. The transcript has 3 exons. The record is from RefSeq and is a predicted model, not a curated record. Gene Ontology annotation, biological process: tRNA thio-modification; protein urmylation. Gene Ontology annotation, molecular function: protein tag activity. Lineage: Eukaryota; Fungi; Mucoromycota; Mucoromycetes; Mucorales; Lichtheimiaceae.